GUCAUCUCCGGCAAGGCCUCCAGUGCACGCCAUCCCUCGGCAUCACCCACUCCCAUCAAAGUGGAUCUUCACCAACGCUCCUCGCCUUUCAACUAAACAUACAUUCCUCUACCAGUUACGGCCGCAGCAAGAGGGAAAAAAAAACACUCUGAUAUUGAACCUUUACGAGUAUAAAAGCACAGCUUGCUUCAACAACAACAACAAAAAUUACAAUGUUGCCCGUGGAAUGAUUGACCUUGGUGAUGAGAUGGAAGCUACUAUUGUGAGACUACAGUUAGCCAUUAUUGCAAAACCAAUAACAGCUCCUCCACCAGUACCAACAACUGCAGAUGUUGAAGCAAUGUUUGCCAACCAUUAUCAGGCAUCACCCCAACCAGUAGAAAUAUCCUACUUCCCACCAGAUUUCGUUCUCCAAUUUGAUAACAAAAAAAACUAUGACAUAGUGCUCAGCUAUCAAAUCCUUACUGAUAACAAAUACACAUUUUCCUUGGCACCUUGGACUCAUGAUGCUAGAUGCCACCUAGAAGCAUGGAAAAUUCCAGUAAAUAUAGACAUUCAUGGCAUACCUCCCCAUGCAUUCCACCCUAAAAGUCUUUCAGUACUACUAGAUCCAUAUUGUGACAUUGAAGCAUAUACCAUGGACAAAAAAUCAGGUAUCUGUACUGUCAAAGGCACUGCACGAAGUGUAAGCUCUAUCCCAGUCACAGGUUUCCUCUCAUAUCCACAGCGUACUGGAUAUGAGAUAGUCAUACAUACAUUUCCUGUCACCAUGCAAACCAGCUUAUUAACUAUACCUAGAAGGUAUUCUUCUGACUGGCAUCAACCUCCACACUUUGAUAUACAACCAAUCUGCAAUAACCCCAGACCGAAGAACGGGAACAAUAAGAAGACUCUAACAUGGUCAGGCAAUGCGAUAGAGCCAUAUUUGAAGCUGAACUCGAAGAUGAAAGAAGAAUGAAUAAUCCACUCACCUUUCAUGGCUUUGCAUACUCUGAAGAAACUUCAGAUGAGGACGACCCUAACGACGCCUAUUAUUAUGCAGACUCUGAUCAUGAGCCAAAAAAUUGGUAAUCUAACGUACCAG
Molecule: messenger RNA, 1084 nt
Organism: Panicum virgatum (switchgrass)
Lineage: Eukaryota; Viridiplantae; Streptophyta; Magnoliopsida; Poales; Poaceae
Exons: 7
Coding region: 227-958 (243 amino acids)
Source: RefSeq, a predicted model, not a curated record